UGAUGUUAACCGCGGUUCAUUUCAAAAGCGUAAUGUGUAUAGUAUUAAUUGAAAUUUUCGUUUCAAAUCAUUGAUAAAAACGUACUUCAAAUCAUAAAUUCGGUAAACACAUUGUUUUCUACGUUAAUACUAAAAAUACGUUAAUAAAAAGAUCAUCGCGAUCAGCUAAUUACACAUUAAUAUACAAAAUAAGGUACGAAUUAUGAAUUAUUUCAAAAUACAUCAAUAUUGAAUUACGACGUGUUAAAAACGGUCUAGUUUACCGUUCUAGUUAGACACUUUAUAAUAGUCCAUAUUUUACUAUUUUUUCUUGACAUUUUCACGUACAAUAAUUAUAAAUAACAGACCUUUAUUACAUUUAUAUACUUCUAAGAGUACAUUUAAUAAUUUUGUACGUAUUUAUCGUGAAAACAGCAUUUGUAUAUUGUAAACAAUAAAUACCCGCCAUAAAUAAGCGGAAGUUUGGUAGGAAAUGGCGGAGCCAAUCAGAGCGAAGGAAGGGUAUGACGCGGUACACCUGGAUAGACACUAGUCGCGCAGAGGGAGUAGUGGCAUAACCCGAUUAACCAAACCCGCGGAUUGCUCCGUUUCAAGGCAGACGUUCGCUCCUUGUCUCGAGUGGCAGUUUACUGUCUUUUUUGCGACGAUAUAUCAUCGCUCCUUCACUCACUCCCAUGUCUCCGCAGUAUUUGACUCCGCGGCACCACGAAAUGUACGGUGAAGUGUUCAUCUAGUAGACACCAUUUACGUGCCAGACGAACACCUUAUUUCAUCCAUUUAACAACAUCGACUCGAGACACCUCGUGGACUCGCUCAACCAAAAAAGGGGUUCCAAGACCAUUCAUUCAACAUGGAGCAGAAGCGCCUUUACAAAAUAGUGCUCACCGGAGGACCUUGUGGCGGCAAAACAACCGGACAGAUGAGGCUGUGCACGUUCUUCGAGAACAUGGGAUGGAAGGUGUUCCGUGUUCCCGAGACAGCGACUGUGCUGCUCAGCGGUGGCAUAAAGUUUUCAGACCUGAACGCUGAAGAGGCAGAGGGAUCCGGGUCGCGUUCGUCGAUUACGAAGUCGUCGCGACGGCAUUACAGGAACGGGCCCGACAAAGGCGAAGCAAGAUGGCCGGACAUCUUGGAGGUUAACUCCAGCAAGGCAUUCAAGUUUCAAGAGAACCUCUUACGUACGAUGAUACAGAUAGAAAACACGUUCUUCCAAUUGGGCGAGAGUAGUUCACGAAAUUGCCUUAUAAUCUGUGAUCGCGGUGCCAUGGAUGCCUCUGCAUUUAUAUCGAAGGAUAAAUGGGAACUGAUGAUGGCCUCGAAUGGAUGGAACAACGUCGAGCUCCGAGACAACAGGUAUAACCAGAUCAUCCACAUGAUUUCGGCGGCAAACGGCGCCGAAGAAUUCUACUCGACGGAAGAUCACGCGUGUCGAUCGGAGGGCGUAGAGCUGGCCAGGGAACUCGAUUACAAAGCGGCGGCCGCGUGGAUCGGGCAUCCUUAUUUCGACGUGAUAGACAACAGACAGGACUUCGAGGCGAAGAUAUGCCGCAUGAUCGAGUGCGUGUGCCAGAAACUGGGCAUCGACACUGGGGACAGGUUACGAGCCAGUAGUAGAAAGGUCAAGUUCCUCGUCAAAGGUCCUCUGCUCGCGGACAACGAGUUCCCGCCGUUCCAGGACUUCGAUGUCGUCCACAACUACCUCCAAAGCAACAAUCCGAAGAUGCAAGCUCGUCUCCGCAAACGCGGUCAGAAAGGUCACUGGUCCUACAUUCAUACUAUUCGGCGUCCAAAAAUGUGCGGACAAGUAAUCGAAGUUAAGACACAGUUGACUCACCGAGAUUACUUAAACAUGCUCGCGCAACGCGAUGACUCGCAUUUCACCAUCUUUAAACGUCGACGCUGUUUCCUCAUCAAUAAUCAGUAUUUUCAAUUAGAUAUAUACAGAGAACCAGCUCACCCAAGAUGCCGAGGUUUGAUGCUGCUUGAAACGUAUACAGCGUUAUCAGGAGAUGAGCUUAAAAACAUAUUACCACAGUUCCUGACAAUCGAAAAAGAGGUCACUGGAAAUCCAGAUUAUAGUAUGUUCAAUCUCAGUUUACGAGAGGAAUGGAACAAUACUAAUAAAUACUGCCACAAUUUACACGAUUACGCUCUUGCAGGCUUGGCGGAAUCUGGAUCAACAGAAAGUAAAAAUAUCGAUUCUUCGGAAGUGAAAGAUAACGCAUCAGUUAAGAAACAAGUAAAUGAGAUUGUUUCUAGAGUCAAUGAUGUAGAAAUUGGAAUAAAUGGUAUAGAUAAAGUUAUAAAUGACGUACAAAACGGUGUCCACGGUGUUAUGAAUGGUAACCUGAAGUUCGUUGAACGGAAUAGCAUAAAAAGCAAUAAUCAAGCAGAUGUGAAAUGCAAUGCACGCGAUAGUCCUACGAAAAAAUUGAACGAUAGCUCGUAAGAAAAGAAUACGAAAAAAAGUAUAAUGAAAACAAGUUUCAAGAUGAUAAUGCAAGAACACGAUGGUAAUAGUUGGGCAACGAGAAGAGGCAAAUUAUUUAAAUAAUUCCAAGGAAAAGAUAAAGUAUUUUAUUGGCACUGACAGUUAAACUAAAUCACUUCACUUCACUUUUCAUCUAUUUACUUCGUUGUGUAUCUUGUCUAGAGUAUUGUCGUAACUCUUUAUUUAAGAAAAUUUACUAUACAUUAUUGUGAUACGAAAUAUAUGUAGCGCGUAGUGUGCAAACUACAUAUUUGAAACUAUAUAAUUGUCGAAGAAUAUGCGAUCGGUGUGAAGUAUACUUUUCCUUAGAAACGUUUAACAUUGUCUCGAUAGAAAUUUAAUGUUCUGCACGAACGUAAACAAAUUUAAAUAAUUUAAUUUAAAAAUUAUACCGUAGAAAGCCAAAAAUUUCGUUCGUACAAGUAGGUGUUUGAUUAUAGUUUUUGCAAGGAAAUUAUUUAUUAGCGAAUACGGAGAUAACUCUAAUAUUUCACUUGUCUUUUAAUGCAUAAUGGUGAAGUAAUUAAAAAAAAAAAAGUAUGAUUCAAUGGUUGUACUGUUCUGCAGUAUUGUCAGAAUUCUGUAUUAUAGUCGUGACAAGGUAAUUGUCAAACAUACUAGUACUUAACAGGUAUAUUUCCAUUAAAAAUUUGUCCAUACAAAAAAUACUUAAAUUUAUUGGAAAUAUUUUUGGUGCGGAUAAUGAUAUCAUGUUUUGAGUUAUAGUAUUUUAUGAAGAUCAUUGAUUUGAAGUAAAUAAAUUAUUAAACAUUUAUUAUAUACUUUACUAAUUAAAACUUUUUUCGUCAUUGAGUAUAACUUAAAGAACAUAACUGUGAUGAUUAUAUAUAUGCUUAUUUUACAUAGACACACUUAUCACAAAUUUUGCCAUUGUUUAGAGACAAAGUGCCUGUGAAAUGUUCAGUCGCGGAAAUGAAAAGAAUGAUAUAUAAAUAUAUAUUUUCAAUGAAAGAUGCAAUAAUCAGUAACUGAUGCUCUUAUACCACAUAUAAUUGAUCUGAACUCAUAUUGUACCCAUGAUUAUCUAAUAAAAUGUCAUGUGCCUAUCA
Messenger RNA from Colletes gigas, 3561 nucleotides. RefSeq names its product TRPL translocation defect protein 14 (gene Ttd14). Gene Ontology annotation, molecular function: GTP binding; phosphatidic acid binding; phosphatidylinositol binding. The transcript has 10 exons. The record is from RefSeq and is a predicted model, not a curated record. Gene Ontology annotation, biological process: photoreceptor cell maintenance. Bases 851 to 2449 code for a protein of 532 amino acids. NCBI's taxonomy places the organism in Eukaryota, Metazoa, Arthropoda, Insecta, Hymenoptera, Colletidae.